UCCCCCAACUGUCACCCCCAGAAUUCCAUGCCAGGAGCUCCCAAGGCUGGGGAGCCCUGUCCGUUGGAGUUCCCUUUCAGCUGCACCCGCUACAGGACUCCAGCGCUGAGGAAGCAUCAUUCAGGCAUCAUGGCUUUGUUAACUGAUGCUGAUAAGAAGAGUAUCCACCACAUCUGGUCAAAGUUAUUUGAGAAUCCAGAAGAGAAUGGCAAAAUAAUUGUCAUCAGACUCUUCAAAGAUUAUCCUGAGACAAAAGCAUACUUCAAGAGCAUCCCGACUGAAGGCAACCUGCAGGAGGACCCGCAGAUACGUUACCAUGGGCGGAGAGUCAUGGUUGCUCUCAACCAGGUGAUUGAAAACCUCGACAACUGGAAACAGGCCUGCAGGAUUCUGGAGCAUGUAGCAGAGAAGCACAAGAAUACGCACCACGUCCCAGCAGCGAAUUUCCAGAGCAUGUUUCAGGUGAUCCUGAGUGUUUGCAAAGAGCUCAUGGGAAAUGAAUUCAGCAGCGAGGUGUCCAGCGCUUGGGAGAAGCUCUUCCGUCUGCUCUUUGAACAAAUAAAUACAUCUUAUGCAAACGCUUCCAAGUCCUGAAGAGUCAUGCAUGGCUCUGGAAGCAAGGAGACUGGUCUCUUGGUACUGCCCAUGUGGUUACACAGAUACAUUCUAUAUGGAAAUAGUGCUCAGUGUAAUGGAAUAAAGGAGGACUC
Molecule: messenger RNA, 710 nt
Organism: Pelodiscus sinensis (Chinese soft-shelled turtle)
Lineage: Eukaryota; Metazoa; Chordata; Testudines; Trionychidae
Product: cytoglobin-1-like
Biological process (GO): oxygen transport
Molecular function (GO): heme binding; oxidoreductase activity; iron ion binding
Source: RefSeq, a predicted model, not a curated record